Messenger RNA from Cuscuta europaea, 6365 nucleotides. NCBI's taxonomy places the organism in Eukaryota, Viridiplantae, Streptophyta, Magnoliopsida, Solanales, Convolvulaceae. The record is from the annotation of a GenBank genome assembly.
AAAUACAUUGGCUCAAACAUCUCCCCCAACCUACGAACCUAUCAAGUGUACUUGAAAAUUUGAAAAAUUUGCAAGCCACUGGGGAGCUAGUAACUGGGUAUAAUACUGAAGAAUAAUUUGGAUGAGAAAGCGCGCGGGCAAGUUGAUCUUGACUUAUUAGGGUUUCGAUUUCAUUGAUCAGUCCCUCAUACUGAGCUCUCUGAACAGAGUCCGACUGGAGAAACACUUGUUCUCAAUGGCGGAUACUCUGAAUACGAACAACCAAGCUCUAACCGCCACUAAGACCGUAGACGCUUCACUCUGGUGGGACUCAUUUUCCAUCUUGCUCACAGAACUCGAAAAUGUUUCUUCCUCCUCCGAUACUACCUCUUCUCUGGAAACAAAGCUGAAGGAAAAUCACAAGUGGUUCCUUGAUACAAAAUCACUAUUUAAAUCCCCGAAUCAGAAAUCUAGAGAGGCCUUGGAUGCCGGCGUUGUAAGCAUUGGUUCCAGACAGAUUAGAACAAGUCCAGAACUCAAAGAGACAGCUCUAAAGAUAAGUUAUAUUCUGUGUUUGGAUGAAGUGCAAUCAUACAUCCUUGUUGAAAGAACACUCAAGCAGAAUUCUUUAGCCAGACAUGCAAAGAUCCACGAGCUACCUCAUUUGGUAAUUCUUCACUACUACAUUGAGCGGCAGUGUUUAUUGAAGUGCACAAGACAGAUCCUUACACUUUCUUUAUAUUUUGAAACAAAACCUAAAGAAAGAUCUGGUAUUGUGGACGCGGCACAUAAGUUAAUAUCUGAUGGACUAGAGACUAAAGCGAUAUUUACUCUAGAGGACAAUCUGAUGUUGAACUUCCCAGAGUCGAUGGAAAUUGAUUUCUACACUUUAUGGGCUGAAGAGAUACUUACCGAGAAUAAUCUGAUCUUGGACAUCCUUUUUCUUAUAUUUUAUGAGUUCUGCACGUGCAAUGGCAAGCAAUGGAUGAAAUUAUGUUUGCUUUAUGAGGGUAUAAUUCUGGGUUCCUAUAAUUUUGGGAGGUUAGCUAUAUCAGCAGAAUCAUUAUCUUCAAUUAGUCAUUCCAAAGUACAGUUGCUGCUUAUUCUCAUAGAAACUUUGAACCUGGAAAAUCUUCUUCAAAUGGUUCAUGAUGAAAUUUCAUUCAGGGAGGGGUUUGCUGCAUUUUCUUUAAAUGAUGUUCUAGAAAUUGAUAACGUUAUAUCUAAUCUCAAUGCUUUUGAAAAGAAAGAAGCUGGUCCAUUGAUUCUAGCAUGGGCAGUAUUUCUUUGUCUUGUUUCCUCACUUCCAGAAAAGGAGGGAAAUAAUGUACUGAUGGAGAUCGACCAUAUUGGUUAUGUUCGUCAAGCUUUUGAAGCUGCAGCUUUGAGUUAUCUCCUUGAAAUCCUGGAAAGGGAUAUACAGAAGCAUUCAGAUGGUCCCAUUGCUGGGUUGCGAAGUGUUCUAAGAACGUUCAUAUCAUCAUUCAUUGCUUCUUAUGAGAUCAAUCUUCAGAUUGAAGACAAUAACUUGCAACUUAUAUUGGAAAUCAUAUGCAAGAUUUAUCAAGGAGAGGAGUCGCUCUGUAUCCAGUUUUGGGAUAAGGAUAGCUUUGUUGAUGGUCCUAUUCGGUGUCUUCUAUGCAAUUUGGAGGGUGAAUUUCCUUUUAAGACUGGUCAACUGCUGCGGCUGUUAUCAGCGCUUUCUGAAGGAUCUUGGCCUUCAGAAUGUGUGUUUAACUUUCUUGACAAGUCUACUGGAUUAUCAUCUCUUUUUGAGAUAACUCACGGCUCACUCAUGGAUGCGACUUCACAGAGUGUUAAGACAAUUCACCCAUUGUAUGUUUCUGGUGUUGAAGGUUUGAUCAUUCCUAGUGGAACACGUGGUCAUGUUUUGAAAAUGGUUGAUAGGAGUACUGGUCUUGUGAGAUGGGAGUAUACACAAUCUGGGCUGCUUGUGCUUCUUUUACGUUUGGCUAAAGGGACAAACUUGGAUGAUUCUGAUGAAGUCUUUGCGAUUCUUGACUUACUUAGUCGAAUGGUCUCCUUCAGUGUGGCUGUUUGUUAUGCUCUCAUGGACUUCGGCAGAUCUUUGUCCAAUGGACAAUGUUCAUCAAAUGCGCAGUUGGAGGGAAAUUUAUGCUAUGAUGUGGCGGAGAUCAUUUGUGCUUUAAUCAAGAGUUUGCCUGCUAAUUCUACUGCUGCUGCUUUGAUGUCCAUGAGUGUUGAUAUUUUGACAAAAAUGCUAAAAUGCUCACCAUAUCGAGUCACGAAAAUGGCAGAAAAGACUAAUAUAUUCGAUGUAGCUUUUAAAACAAAUCCAUUUGAAGUUGGAUCGUGCGGAUUGUCAAGUGGAUCGUGGCUACUUUCUGGACGACUUGCCAAAAUGCUUUUGAUUGACUGUGAGCAAAAUGACUGUCAGUUGACCCUGUCAGUUCUUAACUUCACUGCAGAGCUUGUUCAAACUGGAGCAGAAAAUGAUAUUGUUCUUGCUCUUGUCAUUUUCUCCAUUCAGUAUGUCCUUGUCAAUCACGAGUUUUGGAAGUAUAAGGUGAAGCAUGCUCGCUGGAAGGUGUCGCUGAAGGCACUGGAGGUUAUAAAGCAUAGCAUCAAGUCUAUAUCUCAGGGUCAAAUGCAUGGUGGGGUGAUCAGGGACAUUUUGCUGUAUGAUUCUUCAAUUCACAGUGUGCUCUUUCGUCUUGUCUGUACAACAGCAGAGGGCUUAGAGAAACUCUAUGUGAGUCGGCUUUACGAGCUGGUGGAUAUUGAAGGACUACAGAACUCAAUAGUGUUCACUUUGGAUAUCUUAUCGGGUUUGUUGGCCAUUCAUGCACAUGAUUUGCCUAGUCGUCCACUGCUUCUACAAGCAAUUAUGUCUCCUGCAACAAAACCUGUUCCUGUGAUUACAGCAGUGAUAUCCUUUAUGUCGUUCUUCACGAAUCAUAAGAUACAACUCGCUGCAGCUAGGCUGCUCUCUGUGUUAUUCCUUGCUGGAGAUGAUUCAAACUCUUGUGCGUUCGGCAAUGCAUAUUUUGGUCUUGAUGAAAUGCAGAUUCAUAAUUUUAAGAAUGCCAUUUGUAGCAUUCUUUGUGAACAGACUGAUGCAAAUGAUGAUAUAAUAGUUGCUACAUUCAAGAUGCUAACGUCUGCUGCAACAAAUCAAGCAUCAUUUCUUUCCGCUGUGAUUGCCCCCGAAGAGAAUGCGAAUUCGCAAGCAUACGUUACUGACAAAAAUCAAGCAUGUCAGUACCUAUUACGGUCCAAGGAUGCAAAUGUAUUGGAUACUAUUUCUCUAUAUGUAAAGAAAUCUGCAGAACUAAUGGAAAACAACCCCAAAGUACUUUAUAAUUUGCUGAACUUCCUGAAGGCACUGUGGCAAGGAGCGGCUCACUACAAAAAUAUUUUGAAGCAGUUAAUAGCCUCAGAAUUCUGGAGACAAAUGUCUAAUUCUCUCAUGCAAAUUAAAGAUUCUGAAGAUGUAUUAGAAGUUCACCCUUGUGACGCAGCUUAUAGAAACAAAUGCCGAUCCAGUGUAAUGGACUUGAUGGCUCAUGAGAUGCUCCUACUAAUAAAGUCAUUAAAUGCUGACUUGCAUGUGAAGCAGACUUCUCCAUGGCUACAGGACGGUGCAGAUAAAACAAUUAGUUCUUCAUCAAUAGAUAAAAGCGAAAAUAGUAUAGUAGAUAUUCUUAUGACAUGGUUCACAAGCUCGUCAUUAGAAAUACUGAUCAAGUUCAUUGUUGCUGUUGAGUAUGAUGAUCACACUAAUAUAAAUGGGAAGAUUGCCGCUAGCUUGCUUGCUGUGCAUUUGAUGGCUAAAGUCAGAAAGGGUGAUACUGGGAGUUUGUCUGUUUCACUCAUUGAUAAGAUCUCUAUCCUGUCUCAAAAGUUGAGCAAGCUGCCUGCAUUUUGUGAGCUUAUGUCAUAUUAUGGAGAUCGUGGUUACAGUGGAGGUGAAGAAUUACACAGUUUGAUUCUCAAUGAUCUCUUCUAUCACCUACAAGGAGAGCUUGAUGGCAGAGAAAUCAGCCAUAAACCAUAUAAAGAACUAUCACAGUUUUUACUAGGGUCUAAGUUUUUGCAAACCUAUCGACGUGAGGGGGAUGAUGGAUUUCUUCCUCAAGCCAAGGGCGCCUACUUGUUUGACGUUGACCAUCUUGAAACAGCAAUGGGGAUAGAUUUCUGGAACUUUUCUGGUUGGGAAUCAUCUAAACCAAUUGCUGAAGUCUUGCUGGUGUGGUUGCAGAAGGUCAAUUCCAUGACAUUGGUGAUUAGAUCCAAACUUCUUUCUGUAAAACCUUUGAUAAUUCUGCUCUCUAUGUUUGAUGAUAAAUUGAUUCAGCUUGGAUCUGCAAAUGGUGGAAAGAUUCCUGAGCAACCUAUAUUGUCAAGCAUCAGCUACACAUGUCAAUGCCUGCAAGCCACAGUAGACACCCUAGCUUCGGUUGGUGAUGCCAUUAGUGAUACAUUUGAUAUCCUUGCAGCUCAAACGGAGUUGCUCUUCCAUCUUGUCAGUUCAAUGAAAAGAAGUCUGUCUUUACCUACUUUCUUGCUGAUACUAAAAACAUCAGGUCAUGGCCUUAAAGUGUUAAGUUCUAGGCCAUCUGAUACCAGUUUUGCAACAACAACAAAGGAACUGCUUAUGUUGAUUCUUUACUCGGUCAAAUCCCUUUGCAACAAGUUGGAAUGCAGUUCUCUUACUGAAACUGGUAAUGGAUCUGGUGAAGCGUUAUCAGAGGCUGCAAAUGUCAGCUUGGGACUGUUACCCAUUCUAUGCAACUACAUCGGAGUUGCUGAUUAUUGCACCCUCUGCCUGACUACUAUUGAUGUAGUAGUUAAAAGUUUCUCGACAUCUGCUACAUGGUUCCCUAUUAUCAAGAAUCAUCUCCAACUGCAACAUAUUGUCCAUAAACUUCUAGACAGGAACUCCUGUGCAGAUGUACAUAUUAUAUUGAAGUUUCUUUUAACAAUUGCAUGUGCCAGAGAAGGAGCAGAGAUGCUAAUGAGUGCUGGAGUUUUUGCAUAUUUACGGGAGUUACUGGCUGACUUUGCUGAUGGUGGACCAUAUUCAGUGGUUCAGAACCAGAGGGCUCUUUCAGACACAUUUAAGAACAAUGAAAAACCUCAGUCCAUAUGGGGACUGGGUCUGGCAGUUGCUACAACUAUUAUUCACUCUCUGGGAGAAAGUUCAGGUGUUGUCGAUUAUGUGAUGGCUUACCUGAUCGUGGAGAAAGCAAAUACAAUUUAUUAUUUUCUUCGUGCUCCUGAUUUUUCUUGUGAUGAUCCUGAGAAUAAAAAAGCGGCUGCCAUCAAAACAUGUACUUCAUUGUAUGCUCUUAGGGAGACAGAGAAUAUACUGACUCUAAUAUGUGUGCUAGCUAGGUAUCAAAACUCAUGGAAUAAGGUUAUGAAAGACAUGGAGUCAGAGUUGCGUGAGAGAUGUAUCCAUCUACUGGCUUUCAUUAGCAGGGGAACACUUCACCACGGGGAAGCACCUACAAAAAGUGCCUCAUUGUUGUGCCAUCCAUCCCUUAGGGACGAGAUUGAGUGGCAAAAGAUGCCAUCAUUUAUCAAUAGCAGAAAGGGUUGGUUUGCUCUAUCAUCUCUUGGUUGUGACCUCGGCCCAGAUUUUUCUUCAAGGAUGGUGACAAGUAUCGUGGACAAAGGUCAAUCAAAUGGAGUUGUUACUCUGGAUCCCCAGACACAUUUUUCUGAUGUUGUGGCUGUUCAGAUCUACCGUAUCACUUUUCUUAAUCUGAAGUUCUUAUGUAUACAAGCCGAGGGAGCUGCUGGAAGGGCACAAGACAUAGGUUAUGUUGAUCUUGCUCAUUUUCCAGAGUUACCGAUGCCUGAUAUCCUACAUGGCUUGCAGAACCAGGGCAUAUCUAUUGUUGCUGAAGUAUGUGAAGCCAACAAGUUGAAGCAGGUUAGCUCAGAGGUGCAGGGUGUCUGUGUCUUGCUGUUACUAAUAACAAUAAUGGCAUUGUACCUGGAAUUUUGUGUGAUCCAAAUAUGUGGAAUGAGACCUGUCUUAGGACACGUGGAGGACUUCUCCAAGGAAAUAAAAUUGUUAAUAAGAGCAACGGAGGGGCAUGUGUUUCUGAAAGAGCAUAUGAAGUCCUUAAAACAGAUAAUCACUUUUGUAUAUCCCGAUUUGCUGCAAAUGGAAGACUUGCGUUGACUUUUUUUGUAGAUAUGUUGAUUAGUCAAGCACAGCUAAUUCUCUGUUACUUUUGUAUUGCUUCUGUUGUAUUAUUCAGCUUCCAUUGAGAGAAUGACGGAAGAGUGCAACUUUUUGGAAAACCAUUCCAAAAAGUGUAAAAAAAUAGUACAUGACAACAUGUUGUGGGACCCUCAACAAAAUAAAUCUCUUAAAUUUUACGAUCUUU